Prosopis cineraria is the source of this 1549-nucleotide messenger RNA. RefSeq names its product polygalacturonase. Gene Ontology annotation, biological process: fruit dehiscence; pectin catabolic process; anther dehiscence. Lineage: Eukaryota; Viridiplantae; Streptophyta; Magnoliopsida; Fabales; Fabaceae. Bases 56 to 1390 code for a protein of 444 amino acids. Gene Ontology annotation, molecular function: polygalacturonase activity. The transcript has 9 exons. The record is from RefSeq and is a predicted model, not a curated record.
GCCAGCUGGCCAUUAGGAUCGAUUAGUUUCUUACGUACAAAGGGAAAGUUGAGCAAUGGCCGUCCAAAAGCAUGUCUUAUCGUUCUUCAUCAUAAUUUCUUUUGUUGGUCGUUAUAGCACUUUGCAAGAGGACCCACACAACGCAUAUUUUGAUGAUUCACCUAAUACGAUCAAUGGUGGUGGUGGGACAUUCGAGAACUUGCUCAGGCAAAGCCCAGAUGUUUUGAGGUUGAACAGAUUUGAUCAGUUGGUUGGUCCUUCUCUCUCGCCUAACAAAGUGAAUGUCAAUGAUUACGGAGCUAUAGGGGAUGGUACUACUGACGACACACAGGCAUUCAAGAAGGCUUGGAAGGUUGCAUGCUCUUCUGGAGAAGCAGUUUCUCUCGUGGUGCCUCGGCAGAAUUAUCUACUCAAGCCAAUAGGAUUCUCUGGGCCAUGCAAAUCUGCCAUUACGGUGAAGAUCUCUGGAGUGCUUGAAGCGUCUGAUAAUCCUUCAGACUACAGUCAUGAUCCCACACAUUGGCUUGAGUUUAAGUUUGUCCAGAGUCUAUCAGUCGAAGGUGAUGGUACCAUCAAUGGAAAGGGAAACAUAUGGUGGCAAAACUCAUGCAAAAGGAACAAGAAACUCCCUUGCAAGAAUGCCCCUACGGCUCUGACGUUCUAUAUGUGUAAGAAUUUGGUGGUUAAGAACCUGACGAUAAAGAAUGCACAGAAAAUGCACGUAUCGUUCCAGGACUCCUCAUACGUUAGAGCUUCGGGUCUCACUGUGACUGCACCAGAGGGUAGUCCUAACACAGAUGGAAUUCAUAUCACCAACACACAAAACAUCCAAAUCUCAAGCUCUGUCAUAAGAACUGGAGAUGAUUGCAUAUCAAUAGUAAGCGGAUCUCAGGAUGUACAAGCUACCGAUAUAACCUGCGGACCGGGCCAUGGUAUCAGCAUUGGAAGCUUAGGGGCCAAACAAACCGAAGCUUUUGUUUCUGGCAUAACAGUAAAUGGGGCUAAGUUAUCUGGAACCACAAAUGGAGUCAGAAUUAAGACAUGGCAGGGUGGGUCGGGAAGUGCAAGCAACAUCAAGUUCCAGAACAUAGAGAUGAACAAUGUGACCAACCCCAUAAUAAUAAACCAGAACUACUGUGACCAGAAGGUUCCAUGCAAACAGCAGUACUCAGCGGUUCAAAUCAAGGAUGUGUUAUACCGGAACAUAAAAGGUACAAGUGCUUCAGAAGUAGGAGUGACGUUUGAUUGCAGCGAGAUCUUUCCGUGCGAAGGGAUUGUAAUGCAGAACGUUGACUUGAAACUAGAAUCAGGAGAAGCUUCCAAGGCUUCAUGCGACAAUGUUCAAGUGUCCCACAUCGGACACGUAAGCCCUCUCUGCCCACAAGCAUGACAAACACACGACCCCAUCAUUUAAUUAUACCUCGUUAUCGUGUACGAUUAUUGUGGAUAUCUGCAUCCACUGUAUAUCCGGAUGCAUUACUCGAUCGUUAAAGGCAUGUACGUAUUUAGAUACAAUGUGGCCGUAAUAAUGUCAUUGCUUUAACAGUGA